AUGUGUUUCCAUCCUUGCUCUGUGUUUAUUUUUGCGCCAGAUUUUAGGAUUACGGACGCCAAAAAAUGUGUGCGUUGCAAAGGGUAUAUUUCGCGGAGGGAUAUGGCGAUGAAAAUUCGAUCUCUGAACUAUCAUGCCGCAUGCUUUUCGUGCUCGAGCUGCGACAAGAAACUGGUACCUGGGGAGGAGUUUGUGAUGCGGGAAAAUGAUGUCCUUUGCCGACAUGACUGCGAUUCAAACAAUAUUGAGCAGCCAUCGUCGGUGAGAACGGAUAUUUAUGGGCGGGAUGAGGAUGACGGCUGGGACGGUUCGACUCUGACAAGCUUGGACAAUCAGAUGUCGAAUACGCCACCGCUCUCACUUCGGAGUCCAAAAUCAGACGAAGUAUAUCUUUUUUAUGCGGUUUACCGCACUUAUGCAAAGCUUAAUUGUCGAACGGCUAAUUGA
Gongylonema pulchrum is the source of this 447-nucleotide messenger RNA. The record is from the annotation of a GenBank genome assembly. Lineage: Eukaryota; Metazoa; Nematoda; Chromadorea; Rhabditida; Gongylonematidae.